CGGUCCAGCCCCGCCCCCUACAGGUGAUUCUAAAGUCAAACUAGGAUGAAAAAAAGUGCUGAGAAGGGUGGAUGUUUUGGGUGUAGCUCGCUGACAUGUGAGCUCCAGACAGUUAGGGCCCGCCUCUGACCUGUUUCAGCCCGAAAGGGGAAGCAGAGACAAACACCGGUCGCUUGUUUCCUCCCGUUUGCGGCAGACACUCUAAAAACUGCGCAGAAGUUUCCUGAACGGUUCCAGAGGUUGUUCCUAGCUCGGGGACGACCCAAACCGGCGGCUUUGAUUUCACUCCCAAACUUUCCAAACUUCUGCCUUCCUCACAUCAGCAGUGAAGGACGCCGGGAACUUCUCCGGACUUCCUGUGCAGCAUGAACAUGUUCAGGAGAGGCCCCACCCCCGCGGACCCGUCCGGAAUCAGCAGGGAGGAGACGCGGACUCCCAGCAGACCCGACCGGGACGCGCCGGAGGCGGAAACGAGCGUUACCUCAAAGCAGAAGUCUGGUCUGAUGAUAGCGGUGCACAAGAUCAAUCCAAUGAACCUGAAGGUCGCUCCUUUCCCCGGCAGCAAAGCCGCAUCCUCAGAGUCCCUGGACUACGACUCCUCACAGGUGUUCAGAACUCCAUCUUCAGAGUCUCUGGACCAGAAGAAAGCUUCGAGCUCAGCUCAGAACCCUGGGGUGUUGAGAGGAGCCCUGCAGAAGGUGAACCCCUUCAAGUCAUCUGCUCAGGUGCAGAAGGAUGCUUCAGGAGAAGAUUCUGCAGAUCCACGUGGAAGUGAAGAAGACCUCAGCAACAAACGGAACCCAGGAGGGAUAACCAACGUGAUCCAGAACGUCAACCCUUUCAGGUCUUAUCAGUCGAAGGAUGCUGCUUGCGGUCAGCGCACCCCUGAUGGUGAAGCAGACGAGACUGACGUUCCAGUGAAGGAGGCAGCUAACCCGGGAAUGUUGAGAGGAGCCCUGCAGAAGGUGAACCCCUUCAAGUCUUCUGCUCAGGUGCAGAAGGAUGCUUCAGGAGAAGAUUCUGCAGAUCCACGUGGAAGUGAAGAAGACCUCAGCAACAAACGGAACCCAGGGGGGAUAAGCAACGUGAUCCAGAAGGUUAACCCUUUCAGGUCUUCUCAGUCAAAGGAUGCUGGUUGUGGUCAGCGCCUCCCUGACGGUGAAGCAGACGAGACUGACGUUCCGGUGAAGGAGGCAGCUAACCCUGGAAUGUUGAGAGGAGCCCUGCAGAAGGUGAACCCCUUCAAGUCUUCUGCUCAGGUGCAGAAGGAUGCUUCAGGAGAAGAUUCUGCAGAUCCACGUGGAAGUGAAGAAGACCUCAGCAACAAACGGAACUCAUUAGGGAUAAGCAACGUGAUCCAGAAGGUCAACCCUUUCAAGUCUUCUCAGUCAAAGGAUGCUGGUUGCGGUCAGCGCACCCCUGAGGGUGAAGCAGACGAGACUGACGUUCCGGUGAAGGAGGCAGCUAAUCCUGGAAGUCUGAAAGGAGUGAUCCAGAAAGUUAACCCCUUCAGGUCCCGCACACAGGUGGCAGAAACCGAGACAGACUUUGCGGUUCCCCUGGACUCACCUCAGGACGAUCCAGAUGUUGAGACUGAGAAGAUGGAAAGCUCUGAAAGAGUCAAUGACAGCUCCAUAGAAAGAUAUUCUGUGUGGUAUGUCGAUGCUGACCCCAGCACACCCGUUCAGAACAAGGCCCCCAAGAAAAAGAAGUUCAUUAUGAAGAUUCUCCCCACUUCCUUGUUUGGAUUGGGAGCAAAGAAUUCUACAAAUGCAGAGGAUUCCCAGACUCUGCAGCAGGAAGCCGUUGAGGUUCAGACACUGCAGCUGGCAGAGGUGCCGGUGCCUGGGGAUCAAACGGAGCUAGACCCCCUUGAGGAUGAAGAAGGCCUGUGGGCAUGGUGGAGAACCGUGGAGGGUUGGGAUGAGUGGAACGACUCAAACCCACAUGAAGAUGAAGAAGCGGUGGAGGAAGCUGCUGACCGAGUCUUCAUGGCAGCUCGGCUCUUCGUGCGCCUCUUCAACAUGCACGGCGCCUCGCUUCAGCAGCGAAUCCUAGAGCUCUUGGCUUUGGCCGACUCCGCCGACAACUUCCACAAGCGAACAGUAACGGCCAGCGUCGGGGGCGGAGUGGCCAGCGUGGCGGGCUCCAUCACCACCAUCACAGGCCUCAUUUUGGCCCCUUUCACUGCCGGAACGUCACUUAUUGUGACAGCAGUUGGCAUCGGCAUCGCCACUGCAGGCGGAGUCACAUCUGCUUCGGCCAACAUCACAGACACUGUCCAUUCCAAGACGGACCGCAAGAAGGUGGAGAAGAUGAUCAAGGACUAUGAGGAGGAGAUUAAGGACAUCAAGGAGUGCCUGGAGUUCCUGCAGGAAGGGAUGGAGACUCUGGAGGAGUGGAACUUUGAGAAAUAUGCAGAGAGCAUCUCAAAGAAGCACCUGAAUCAGAACGUCAAACAUGUGAUGAAGGAGGGCGGCAGAGCUGGCAAGGCCCUGGCCAUCAACGCAGAGUCUCUGAUCAGUACUGUACAGGUCCUCAGCGUGGCCGGCGGAGCCGCAAAAGCUGCUCAGGCCAUCAGCGUCACCACCGGAGUCAUGUCCGGCCUCUUCCUGGCGCUGGAUGUCUUCUUCCUGGCAAAGGACUCCAUGGAGCUGAAAAAGGGAGCCAAGACGGAGUUUGCCACCAAGAUUCGAGAGGUCUGUAAGGAUCUGCAGGACGGCCUGCUGGAGCUGAACCGCAUUAAGGAGCAGCUGCAGAAAACCAUGGAUGGGAUUGAGGUGGAGGUAGAGGUGGAGGAUGAGGAGAUGCUGAAGUCUGACAUGAAGAAGCUCACAGAACUUGAAGAAUGAAGCUGCUAGCAAAUGUCAGUGAAGAUACCCAUUCUGAGGAGGAAUCAUAGUUGCUGUACAGAGAAAGGACUAUUUUAAGUACUUUUUAAAGAUAAACUCAAAGUAAUAAUAUUUAUACUUUGUUUUAUUUGACCUUUUGCACAAUAAAGAGUUUCUGGCAUCUAGAG
Messenger RNA from Oryzias melastigma (Indian medaka), 3019 nucleotides. RefSeq lists its product as uncharacterized. Gene Ontology annotation, cellular component: membrane; extracellular region. Lineage: Eukaryota; Metazoa; Chordata; Actinopteri; Beloniformes; Adrianichthyidae. The transcript is spliced from 29 exons. The coding region runs from base 366 to 2852 and encodes 828 amino acids. The record is from RefSeq and is a predicted model, not a curated record. Gene Ontology annotation, biological process: lipoprotein metabolic process; lipid transport. Gene Ontology annotation, molecular function: lipid binding.